This is a messenger RNA of Paramacrobiotus metropolitanus, 2367 nucleotides long. RefSeq names its product RNA polymerase-associated protein RTF1 homolog. Gene Ontology annotation, cellular component: Cdc73/Paf1 complex. Lineage: Eukaryota; Metazoa; Tardigrada; Eutardigrada; Parachela; Macrobiotidae. The record is from RefSeq and is a predicted model, not a curated record. The coding region runs from base 210 to 2030 and encodes 606 amino acids. Gene Ontology annotation, molecular function: DNA binding; RNA polymerase II C-terminal domain phosphoserine binding. The transcript is spliced from 7 exons.
UCGACUCUUCUGCUUGGUGCGUGGAACGGGCUCAUCUUGUUCCUGGAUAAAGCAGAAUGCAGAUUCGUUCAUUUGUCCAUUUAUCUGCGAAUUGUUUUCGUAACGCAACUUUUAUCAAAAAAUCUCGCUGUUAUUGCUGAUACUAGAGUUCUUAAUCUGAAUAUUCUGCUCUUGGAGUGAUCGUAGCAAACCGAGCCUGAUGAGCGAAGAUGUCUGAUUCCGAACGCGAGGAACCAGAAAAGAAGCGUCCGCAUUCUUCUUCGGACGAUGAUGCUGCUGAUAAAGACGAGCCAAUACAGUCUCGCCUGCGAGCCAAAAAAGCCAGAGCGAGUAAUAUUUACUCCAGUUCUGAAGAAGAAAAUUCCGACGAAGAAAGGAGAAAUAAGUCCAAGUUAAAGAAGAAAAGCCCGACAAAGAAACCCAACGCUGUUUCUGAUGAUGAUGUCGAAGAAGGUGAGGUUAGCGAUCGCGGCAGCAGUUCGGAUGAAAUGAAGUACAGCGACGGUUUGGACGAUCAGCUGCUCGGCGACGAAGACGAUAAGCAGCGAUUGGCAUCGAUGACUGAAAGAGAGCGAGAAGAAGAGAUCUUUCGCCGUUUAGAGCAUCGCCAAGCCUUACAGCGUCGAGCUGAACUCGAGAAGAAACUCCGCCGCCGAGCCACUGAGGGCGUCAAAGGAAAACCAAAUAUCAAAGCCGUCGACGAGACGAGUGCGCGCAGUAAAGAGCGUCGUUUGAUGGUGGAAGGAAAAAAAGACGUGAAAUCCAAAGCUAUGGAUAAAUUUAAACAGGCUCGCGAAGAGAAACGCAAAAAGGACGCUGAACAGGAGAAAAAGAAGGCUGCGUCUAAGCCUUCGAAAGAGAGUGAUAGCGAAUCCGACGCUGAUGAUGACGACUUGCCGGAUGUCGAGCGGAAGAAUGUGGAUGCCAGCUCGUCAUCGGACAGUGAUUCCGAUGAUUCCUCCGAGAAGUCUGAUAAGAAGGAUGACGAAAAAAACGCCGAUAAGGAGACUAUUAACACCUAUCAGGAUCUGGAUAAGAUCCGCGUGGAGCGGGACAAACUGGUGGAGUGGAUGUAUUUGUCCUUCUUCCCAGAAACCAUGAAGGGCUGUUUUGUCAAGGUUAAUUUUGGUGAUGUCGAUGCCGAUAAAAAACCCAUCUAUAGGAUUGCCGAGAUUGUCGGUGUCGGAGAGAACAAAAAGCCAUACGUCGUUUCCGUGGGAGACUCCGCUAAAUCGCACCAUACCCAGUUGACUCUCCGUGUCAAGGUUGUGGAUCGCGAAAAAGAUGUACCAUUAAAUUUCGUAUCCAAUAGACCAAUUGUUGAAACGGAGUUCAACGAUUUCUUGAAGCGUUUAAAUGACCGCAGUCUGCCGGCUCCCACGAGAGGGCAUUUGGAGAAAAAACUCCGAGACUUAGAUGCGGCGCGAGCCUAUCGCAAAACCGACGAGGAUAUUACACGCAUGGUAGAAAUGAAGAAGAAAUUUGCCAAUCGUCCGCAAAACCUGGCUAUGAAGAAAGCCGAACUGGUCAAGCUGAGAAGCGCGGCCCUCUUGUCUCAAGACCAUGUCACGGCCUCCCGAUACCAGGCUGAACUGGACGAGUUAAACGCCCAGACUCAGCAGUUGGAUGCUCCGCGUCUGCAGAACCAGGCGAAAAUUGAACAAAUUAACCAAAGAAAUAAGAAUGUCACAUUAAAAGCCUUGGGCGAUGCAAUGAAUAGUCAACAGCGGGCUGAAGUGGAACGGUCCACUGACGAUCCCUUCACGCGACGUUGGGGCACACCGACCAUGGUGCACCGAAAGGGAGCCGCCGGGGCGGCUGCUACAACGGCACCGGGAAGCAAUAACAAGGAAGCCGAAGCGGCCAACGGAGGUGGUGCAGCGUCCAGCAUUACAUCGCCGGAAGCGCCAAAUGGAACUGCAACAUCGGGCAAAGUGGAUCCUUUCAACAUGCACAAUUUCGAUAUUGGUAUCGACAUCGAUUUGGGAGAAUUUCCCGUUGCAUCUUUGCCAUAUCGCCGGAACAAAUAGUACCAGGGAUUUAAAUCCCAUUAACUAUAACAGCCGUUAGUUAUAGUUUAAACGUUUUAUGGCUUUAAGGAAAAAUAAUAUAACGGUAUCCUUUGUUAUGCUAUGGCAUCGUGCGCAUUUCGCACUUGAAGGUUAUAAGAUUACUACUGUCCUUAUGUUUGCGGAUGUUAGCAUUUUGCUUGACCUACGUUAUGUUGAUCUGCAUAGAACCAUUUUUGGGAGUGCUGGCUGGGAAGCGUUGUUGAAAUGCGUUUUCUUUUGAAAUGCCGACGCUCUCUUUCUUUGGUUUCGUAUGAAGUGAUAAAAAAAUUCCCAUUUGAAAACUUGUGUUUACGAU